CGAACAAUCAGUCAUCAAUCAAAAGCCGAAUUUGUUUUCCUUCUGUGCGCGAUCCGUCGUUCGCAUCGUAAAAAGUGCCCAGAAAAAGUUUUUAUUCGUUUUAUGGGAAUGUUUUGACUAGGCGGUUCCCAUUUCUAGCUAGAGAGAAGUUAAACUUGUGUAAAGUGUUAUUAUUUGCGUGUUAAAAGUUCGUGUGGUGUGAAAAUUUUGUGUUCUUUCCGACUGUUUCGUUUGCGUGAGAUUUGAUAACGACAAUGUGGAAAUCGACGGCCGGUCGCGAUAUCGAUGUGAGCAUCGCCCCCGAAGGCGACGACGACUGGGAGACGGAUCCGGACUUUGUGAACGAUGUGAGCGAGCAGGAACAACGAUGGGGAUCGAAGACGGUCGAGGGAUCCGGUCGGAGUGCGGCUGCGAUCGAUAUGCGCCAGCUGCGGGAGGAGACGGAACGGGCCGACAAGGAGAAGAAGCUGAAAGAUGGUCCCAAGUCGUCCCAUGGGUACGGAGGGAAGUUUGGCGUGGAGAAGGAUCGGAUGGACAAAUCGGCUCUGGGGCAUGAUUAUGUCGGGAAGGUGGAAAAGCACGCCUCGCAGAAGGAUUAUUCCACUGGGUUUGGGGGCAAGUUCGGGGUGCAGUCGGAUCGUGUGGAUAAAUGUGCCGCGACGUGGGAACAUAAGGAGAAGGUGGAGAAGCACGCCUCACAGAAGGAUUACGCCACCGGAUUCGGGGGGAAGUUCGGAGUGCAGACGGAUCGUGUGGACAAGUCGGCUGUUGGGUGGGACCAUGUGGAGAAAGUGGACAAGCACGAAUCGCAGAAGGAUUACAGCAAGGGAUUUGGAGGAAAGUUUGGAGUGGAAGCCGAUCGACAGGAUAAAUCCGCAGUCGGAUGGGAUCAUAUGGAAGCUCCGCAGAAGCACGAAAGUCAGCUGGAUCACAAAGUGGGCUUCGGAGGAAAAUUCGGGGUUCAAACCGAUAGGAAGGACAAGUCGGCCCUGGGAUGGGACCACGUCGAGAAACCCGAAAUGCACGAGAGUCAGGUCGAUCACAAGAUUGGCUUUGGUGGAAAGUUCGGCGUGCAGAGCGACCGGAUGGAUAAGUCGGCCCUCGGCUUCCAGGAGCAGGACAAAAUCGGCACUAACUAUACCAAAACCAAGCCGGACAUUGGUUCGGCGAAGCCAUCGAACAUCCGCGCUCGGUUCGAGAACUUUGCGAUGGCCGCCGAGGAGGAAACGCGGAAGAAAGCCGAGGAACAGAAGCGAUUGCGCCUGGAGAAGGACAAGAAGGACAGGGACGAAGCGGCCAAACGAGCGAACAACGUCAACGAAACGGUAGAGCCUAAGAAACCCGAACGGAAGGGUCCAAUCAAUACAGGUCGCGAGCAGGGAGUCGGAAGUGCAAUCAGCAACUUUAACAAACAACCUGACACGCCAACGGAAUCCACUAGGAAGGAUCCAAUCGCACUGCCAAAGGAGGAAAUCCGUCCGGUCGUACAACCGGACGUCAUCCCAACGAAUGCCGUUCCUGUGACACAACGAGUAGAACAGCCACCACCACCGUCUCCCGCACCAGUAGUCGCCGCCGUCGCAGUAGAAGAAGAACCCCGAAUCCAGCCUCCGGUUGCCAGGACGGUCGAACCAGAACCGGAACCUACGCCGGAGCCGGUGGCACCCUCGGUACCAGCGCCUGAAGUGGCGGCGGCUGCUCCCGAGCAGGAAGAACCGGAGGAGUUUAUCCUGUCGGCGGACAAUCCGGGCGUGCAGGCCAUCGCUCUGUACGACUACCAGGCCGCGGCCGACGACGAGAUUUCCUUCGAUCCGGACGACCGAAUCACGCACAUCGAAAUGAUCGAUGAAGGCUGGUGGCGAGGAUUGUGUAACAAUCAGUACGGACUGUUCCCAGCUAAUUACGUGCAACUGAUUCAGUAAAAAAAAGAAGGUAGUGUCCCAUCGGACAUCACUCCCUAAGGUAUCGCUCAAAGCACUCGACGAUUUUCUUCCUUUUUUAUAUGUGUAUUUUACGGCCGAACGUUUGCGCAUUAAAUUAUUUUUCUCCUAGACUAGAUUGUAUCCCCAGAGCAAAAGAUGAAGCAUUUAUUGGUUAUUUACAGUUUAUACUCUCAAGAGAACACGAGUCAGAGGAGAUACAUUCCUUCAAGAUGAGCAUUAUUUUUGUUUGACUCCACAUUAAACGAUUUUAUUUCAUCCUAACGCCCCCUAUAAAGCUAAGAAUCAUUGAUUAGAUAAAACAAUUGUUAGGCAUUCUAGCAGAACAAAUCUUCCUCCAAAAGUCUAGUUGAACGAAUUCACUCGUUGUUAGAUAAGUAGCUGCCGCGUCGUCGGCGACGAAUGACUCUAUUUAGAAACUACAUCCCACACACCCUGUAGUAGUACCUAUAUGGAAUAUUUGAAGCAAACGGACCCAUCACUCAAAAGUUUAGUGUAAUUUGUUCGUUUCAAUCUAUAUCACCUGUACUAAAAUUAUAAAUAAUAUUGACAAUUGAAA
Messenger RNA from Aedes albopictus (Asian tiger mosquito), 2499 nucleotides. It is a transcript of the gene Cortactin, whose product is annotated as src substrate cortactin. Gene Ontology annotation, molecular function: actin filament binding. The transcript is spliced from 7 exons. The record is from RefSeq and is a predicted model, not a curated record. Gene Ontology annotation, cellular component: plasma membrane; cortical actin cytoskeleton; actin filament. Lineage: Eukaryota; Metazoa; Arthropoda; Insecta; Diptera; Culicidae. Gene Ontology annotation, biological process: regulation of actin filament polymerization. Bases 255 to 1922 code for a protein of 555 amino acids.